This is a messenger RNA of Fonsecaea multimorphosa CBS 102226, 1653 nucleotides long. RefSeq lists its product as uncharacterized. The transcript has 4 exons. The record is from RefSeq and is a predicted model, not a curated record. Lineage: Eukaryota; Fungi; Ascomycota; Eurotiomycetes; Chaetothyriales; Herpotrichiellaceae. The coding region runs from base 1 to 1653 and encodes 550 amino acids.
AUGCCCAUUCACCUGUCUUACAUACCCUAUGUCCCCGAAAAGAGUCGAUCUCAGAACGACUAUGAGCUUCUCCAGUCCAAGGCACGCUCGCACGCAGCCAAGUUCAGGCAUCGCUGGUCAAAGACAUAUCCACCUCAUCCGAGACAUUGCACCGAGACAGCAUCGAGCAAGCAGAAUGGAAGGCCUCCGUCCUGCGGAGGACAAAACCAUACUCCCUACUCCCCUCGAAUACGGAUUGAGCAGCUGUUGAUAGAUGAGGACCAAGGGACUAAGACCAUUAGUGUUGGGCAACUCGUGACGCGGGACAACGACGACUCCGAGGCUGACGUCGACAAUUCUCCACUCUGCUCCCUGGCACAACCGUGCACGCCAGAGAUUGAAUUUGUGUUUCCCAAUCCAUGGCAUUGGACAAGAGGUGCACGAGUUGAUCCGUUCGACUGCGUUCCUGGAACUGAUCGUUAUGGUGCCUCCCUCGCAAUUGAUUUCCUUGUACACUAUGUCAUGCCGACCGUUGCCUCAAUCAACGAAGCAUUCAACGUCGUCAAUGUUUACGGACAUUGGGUUCUGGAGAACAUGGCAAAAUAUGAGGACUUCUUCCACGUGCUACUGGGUCUGACAAAAGUGGCGCACACUGCAAUCGCAUGUCCUGGAUCUCCCUUACCACAAGACGCCUUCAUUCAUGCGGGACGGGCAAUGUCCAAGCUGCGAGCCAGGCUGGCGAGACCAAACGCGCGUGCGGAUGACGGCGCAAUUUUGACAAUCCUGUACCUGGCCAUGUUUGAGAGAGGUCUUGGAAACAACGCAGCAUACAAGGCGCAUCGAGCCCAGGUCGACCAAAUGGUGGCCUCACGAGGCGGCGUCAGCCGCUUGGGAGUGGGGACUUCAGCUCGGGCAACCUUGACAGUCCUGCUAUCCCUCUCCGGCGACCAGCCGCCCGAUUCACCCUCUUCCCAGCCUUUCACAGCAGAAUUGGCUUUGCGACAAGCUCCUCAUGUUCGCUAUGGACCAGAUGACCUUGAGACAAUUGAGAGGCUCCCGUGCGGGUUCCGGAACCUGGCGAGAGCGGGAGCACUCUCCUCCGAGACGCUUCAAAUCAUCCACAGAAUCAGCGUCAAGCGGGAUUGGAGCCCCCAGGACCACGAGUACAGAGAAAGGCAAGGCGAGGAGAAAACCAAAGUCUACGGGCCUGUCGCGGGUCAAGCAUGGAAUUUCUGGGAUGCCUGUACGGCGUUCCGAAACCCCGAAGGACCCGAAGGACCGUCGCUGGAGAAGAUGAUCUGGCUCGCCUUGUUUCGCUACUGCGCCAACCGCGCCAACCGCCUACGGCCGAAAGCGUGCAUCUACCAUUCCGCCACGAUGCAGUUGACGGCUCGACUGCCCACGUUCAGGGUGUCCAACUCGCGCACCGAGCGGGACUGCCUGAUCUGGAUCUGGCUCGUCGCCAUCGACUCCUGGGCCAUGGCGCAGGAUUCCACCGAGAUGUAUCCCGAAGGUUUGCAGCUCGUGUCCCAGAUGCACAAGGCCAUGCCUGAACUUGGGGACUGGGAGUGGUGGGACCUUGAGUCCUUGGGCCAGAAAUUCUUCUGGCGCGAAGACAUCAGGACCGUCUUGAGGGCGAACUGGGAGUCGCCGACCCUGCGAGAGGACUUCUGA